AUGAGUGAAACAACAUUACCAUCCAUAUUUGAAGAAUUAUUUGAUGAAAUAGAAGAAACAAAAACAUUUACAAUAAUACCCAAUGAUCCAUGGUCAUCCAAUAGACAUAAUAUAAUGAUAGAACUCAUCAAACCAUCAUCAUCAGUACAAACUUUUCUAAACCGUUAUUUUGAAGAUAAUUUUGAACAUUUUCACCUCGAUGAAUUACUUUCAAAGAUUUUUCAAGUAUCGGAUACAAUUCAAUGUUUAUUAUUUGACAAAAUUUAUCGUGGUUUCCAUCAUGUGCAAGUGAACAAAGUUAUUAUAAAAGAUAUUCAGCAAUUAUUUAAAACAUGGUAUAAUACAACAUUCAAUCAUAAUGCAAAUUGUGGUCAAAUCCUUGAUUUUGAUGAUAUAGAUGGUCCAUUAUCUACCUGUACACAUCGAUCUCUUAAAUAUGUCAAUGAUCAAUGGUCUCUAGCCAAUGCUAUUUCGUAUACAUUUCAUGAAAAGCUCGAUACGGAAGAAAAAGGUCUUCAAGCAAUUCUAGUCCUAUCCAAAUUCUCACUAGUAAUUCGCGAAAACUGGAGUGGUCAACAAGUUCAAGAUUAUAUCAGUGAACAUCAAGCCCCUGAACAAAAUGGAUAA
Messenger RNA from Rotaria sordida, 627 nucleotides. NCBI's taxonomy places the organism in Eukaryota, Metazoa, Rotifera, Eurotatoria, Philodinida, Philodinidae. The record is from the annotation of a GenBank genome assembly.